CGGCGGCUCCCAGCGCACCUCCCUUCAGUGGCCUGGCCCGAAGGUGGAGAGAUUGGGAUGAGACGGAAAGGAGAGCGGUCGCGGUGGUCUGGGAUGAGAGCGGGGGUUAUGAAGAAGAAGGCGAAGGUGAAAUCUCUGGUAGCAGGGAAGGAGCUACCGCAGAAGAGGGCCUAUGACACAGACUCCGGCAGGCACCAAUCAGAUAAGGAAAAGGGGAAGGAAAAGCUGGAGGAAGACGAGGCCUCGGCAGCCAGUACCAUGGCCGUUUCCGCCUCCCUCAUGCCGCCCAUCUGGGACAAAACCAUCCCAUAUGAUGGCGAGUCUUUCCACCUGGAGUACAUGGACCUGGACGAGUUCCUGCUGGAGAAUGGCAUCCCUGCCAGCCCCACUCACCUGGCCCAGAACCUACUGCUGCCUGUGGCCGAGCUGGAAGGGAAGGAGUCGGCCAGCUCUUCCACAGCGUCCCCACCGUCCUCUUCCACCGCCGUCUUUCAGCCCUCCGAAACCGUGUCCAGCACAGAAUCCUCCCUGGAAAAAGAGAGGGAAACACCCAGUCCCAUCGACCCCAACUGUGUGGAGGUAGACGUGAACUUCAAUCCCGACCCUGCAGACCUGGUCCUCUCCAGCGUGCCAGGCGGGGAGCUCUUCAACCCUCGGAAGCACAAGUUUGCGGAGGAGGACCUGAAGCCCCAGCCCAUGAUCAAAAAGGCCAAGAAGGUCUUUGUCCCCGAUGAGCAGAAGGAUGAAAAGUACUGGACGAGACGCAAAAAGAACAACGUGGCAGCCAAACGGUCCCGGGACGCCCGGCGCCUGAAGGAGAACCAGAUCACCAUCCGGGCGGCCUUCCUGGAGAAGGAGAACACGGCCCUGCGGACGGAGGUGGCCGAGCUGCGCAAGGAGGUGGGCAAGUGCAAGACCAUCGUGUCCAAGUACGAGACCAAGUACGGGCCCUUGUAGCCCGAGCCCCGCCCUGGCCGCGCUGCCUGCGUCUCGGCCCCUGCCUGGGGGCUCCCUGACACCCCGCACGCGUGUGGGGACUCAUGACUCGUCACGGGCAAAUGGCGACGCACCUGCUCCAGGAGCUGUCAUGUUCGAGCUUCAUCAUCCCCUGGCCGGCGCACGUGGCGACUUCCCGGGGAGCCGGCCUGCUCGCUGGCGGGGGCGUGAGAAUCGGCGCAGACCGGUGCGUCAGCCUUAGUUUCUGCUCUCGGAUGUCCCAGCGGAAUUGGAAGGGGCCUCCGGAGCACAGCGCCCCCGCUCCCCCUCAGUCUCCGCCUCCGUCUCCGCAGAGCGAGUCCGUCGUUGGCGCCCCUACGUCUUCUCAGGUAGCAGGGCGUGUUUCCGGGCAGGCCGUGUCGCAGGGCCCCUCACCUGACCCAGGAGGUCUGAGAGAAGCGUCCGUUUCCAUCUCCCUCGGAGGCAGGGAGGCACCCGGCUCCUCCGUCGUGUCUGCGUGGACGCCAGGCCACCUGCGUGGGGCUCUGCCAGCCUGGGUGGGGUCGGGGUCUGGGGCCUGCAGCGAAAGUGCGCCCCACCGUUCACAGCCCCCACACCCCUUUACUCUCGUGACUCUGGGGCCCGGAAGCCAGGGAGGAGGCGCUGGCGGUCGCUGUCUCUGCGUUUUGUCUGCUGUGAAGGGGAGGCCCCCAGGCCUGCCGGUCUCGGAGCCUGGUCACGGUGCAGAGAGCUGCCCUGACGUCGCCUCUUCUCCGGGUCACUUGUGGAGGCCGCCUGAGUCUCACUUGUCCCACUAGACUUUCUUUCCACCCAGUGACCAAUCUCAGACCUUGAAUUUAAAAGGAAAACCCCCUUGUUUAGGAAGCUUACCUUCCUGGAGGCAGGAGGCGCCUUCUGCACGGUGGCCAGGAAACCGGCCCUCGCUGCGGACAGGGAGCUGGGGGGUGUCUCCGUGUCGUCUUGUCCUGCUCUCCGAUGUGGGCCGGGCCAGAGGCCAGAGGAAAGCAGAAGAGGGCUUCCCAGUUCUUGCUUCAGGAUCCCUCCCCUGUGCAGGCUGCCAAGAGGGGACCUGCCGGGCAGGACACCCGGCCAGCGGUCACCAGGGUCGCAGCACAACUCGUGGAAUAGCAGGUUCUCUGGACAUACACAUGUGAGAGUCCCCUCAGCCUGGUCCCCAGAGACUUGGGCCCCCCACACGAACCCGGCUGUGGUAUGUGGAGGGGUCCUUGCAGCUGUGGCCUCACUACCUCACAGCUGCUUUUUCUUGUGUCCACCUGGACUUGUGUUUUUGCUCUGCCUGGGAGGUUCAUCGAAGAAAUCCGUGGAGCCCUCUGCUCGUUGUGGCCAGCUGGGGCAUCUGAAGAUGGGUGUAUUUAUUGGCUCAGGGCCAGGCAGCCUGUGGUUAAGAGGGGUCGGAGGUGACGGGCACGCUUUGUCAUGCUUACCACUGGCUUUAUUUAAAGUGGUAGCUCCAAGUCCCGACUCUGACCCCCAAAGACUUUUAUAACAUAAUAAGACCUGGGGAAGCCAUCCACUGACCGCGGACCGCACCCCAGGAGAAUGCCACGGCCCUCCGGGGACCUGCACACCCGCCUCUCCAGGGGACUCGACCAGGGUGCCUGAGGCCAAGGGAGGUCACCGCCUCCCUCCAGGCCCCUGACUUUUACUUUGUGGUUCUAUAAAACCCGUGUUCACACUUUUCACUCUAUUGUAACCACAACAGGGCAGUUGCAUCCGGCAUGUCAGUGUCCUGCCCGGGCAGCCCGCCCGCCCGGGCGCUCUCCCUCUGGUCUGGCUGUCCACCAAGAGGGCAGUCCUCAUUUUGUUAUUGGUAGAAGAGCCUCCAGCUUAAAAGCUCUUCGUUUUCUUUGGCCAGAAGUGUAUGGCUUGUGGGUCUUGUUUUAUUUUUUUUUAAAGGAUGGAGACUUAAUUUCCGGGUGGCAUCCAUGUUCUGACCCUCGUGAGUGGGACGAUGGCCUGAAGUCUCCCCCUUUUGUCCCACCCCUGCACCUUCUGCCUGUUCAGUGCCCGCCCCUUCCUUCCCCCAGGCAGCGGGUGUCUGGUUCCUUCCCGAAGUGCUUACGGGGAAAGAGUGUGGCUUCUGGCCUCUUUUAGAAAAGCCCCUUGAGCCCAGGGCCCAGCAGGGACAGGAGGGAAGUGUCCACGGGGGUGGCCGUGCUGGGGAAAGGAGUGCUCAGGGAAGUGCGCCUCCUUCCCAGGCCCAGGGGUCGGGUCCUUGCGGGAGGGGAGGGGUUGGCGCCUGUGAGUUCCGUCAGGGAGACUCCCGCCUGGCCCCCUCCGUCUCGGGGCUGGCAGCCAAAGACUGAGGCUCCUCUGCUCAAAUCUUUGACAUCUCCUAAAAAGCACUGGAGGCCAGAGAAGCCAGCGUCAGUGGCUUUACACGGGUUCGUGAUGGGCUGGGAGGCGCCAUCCCUUCCUAAGGGCCCUGUCUUCAGUUUCAUGGCAGCCUUGCUACAGCCUCUGAACAGACAAAUUGUGAAUGAGCUAGAAUGUUGCAAGAUCAUACAUACAGUAAAUGUAUAUCUAGCUGUUGAUAGGUACUUAGAGCAUUCACAAUGGCCAGCAGCCUUGCGAAGGGCCUGGGUAACUCUUACCCUUGGCCAGGAGGGGGGUUGCCUGUCUGGGGUGAGGUUGGAGAAGGCACCUAGCGACAUCGCCCUGCUGUGGCCCUGGGUGGGCAGCUCCUGCAGCCCUCCAGCCUGCAGCGGGGUGGCAGGCGCGGGAGCCAGCUGAGGAGGGCCCCCUCAUGCUGGGCAGCUCACCACCCAGGGCCCUGGGAGCCCUGGUUUUCGUGGCAGAGCCUCACCCCAGAGCUCCUUUAGCAUCUGUUAAUUAAGUGCAAUAAAUUUUUCUAGAAAAUGGUGAAGAGGAUUUCCAGGUGGAUAUUGCUCUCUUAGGGUGUUGGGGAUGCCAGAACACCACUUGGUUUUAUUUUUCUAAGUGCAUGUGAUGUGAUAGAGUGUGUGGGGGCUCCCUGUCUUCCCCUGGGAGCCGGCAUUCCAGUGAGCCCCCCUUUCCCACCUUUGUGGGGAAAGGAGGCAAGGAGAAAAUUCCUUCUUCCCAGCUGGCGAGGGCGGAAGCGGACUGUAGCCCAUUGGCCUUAUGUGCGUGUGUGCGUGCGAGUGUGUCGCUGCUGGUGGGCCGGAGUGAUGUGACGGGGAGGGAAGCUGGGAAUGUAACCUUUUCAAAACGAAAUUAAAUAUUUUGAGACGAGA
Phyllostomus hastatus (greater spear-nosed bat) is the source of this 4193-nucleotide messenger RNA. It is a transcript of the gene TEF, whose product is annotated as TEF transcription factor, PAR bZIP family member. Lineage: Eukaryota; Metazoa; Chordata; Mammalia; Chiroptera; Phyllostomidae. Gene Ontology annotation, biological process: regulation of transcription by RNA polymerase II. The record is from RefSeq and is a predicted model, not a curated record. Bases 58 to 957 code for a protein of 299 amino acids. Gene Ontology annotation, molecular function: RNA polymerase II cis-regulatory region sequence-specific DNA binding; DNA-binding transcription factor activity, RNA polymerase II-specific. Gene Ontology annotation, cellular component: nucleus. The transcript is spliced from 4 exons.